UGCGUCGUCCCCUCCCGCUCACCGCGGCGCGCCCACCGCGCCUGCGCGUACUUUCUAUUUGAAGAUGGCGGCAGCGGCUAAAGAUGCUGGAGCGGGAUUUGGAUCUGGGAGUGGGAGCAGUCCGGGAGGGUCCGGUGGUAACGGCAGCGGAGACACACUUCAGCUGACCGCAGGAUCUCUGGAUCCCGAAUCUUCUAACGAAAAGGAGACCUUGGAUCCAGCAGGAGAGGGUGACGCAAUGGACACUCAGACUGGCUCGGUUGAUGAAGAGAAUGGCCGGCAACUUGGGGACGUCGAGCUUCAGUGCGGCAUCUGCAUGAAGUGGUUCGGGGCAGAUACAUUUGCACUUGACACCACGUUGUGCCUGCCUUUCAUGACAAACUACAGCUUUCACUGCAACAUGUGCCAUCAUAGUGGAAAUACCUACUUUCUCAGGAAGCAAGCAAACCUGAAGGAAAUGUGUCUUACUGCUCUAGCGAACUUAACGUGGCAGUCUCGAAACCAAGACGAGCACCCCAAGACUAUGUUCUCGAAAGACAAGGAUAUUAUUCCAUUCAUUGACAAGUACUGGGAGAGUCUGACCACAAGGCAGAGACCUGGGAAAAUGACCUGGCCCAAUAGUAUUGUGAAAACCAUGACAAAGGAAAGGGACGUGUUUCUGGUAAAGGAGCACCCAGAUCCAGGCAGUAAAGAUCCAGAGGAAGAUUAUCCAAGGUUUGGCCUCCUUGACCAGGACCUGGGUAACGUUGGGCCAGCUUAUGAUAACCAGAAACAAAGCAACACUGUCUCUGUUGGAGGAGGCCUGAACGGUUCUGCUGCUGCCAGCAGCUCUGCUAAAGGGAGAGGAGCCAAACGUAAGCAGCAAGAUGGCGGAUCCACCAGCACUGCCAAAAGAACGCGAAGUGAUCCGCUGUUUUCAGCCCAGCGUCUCCCCCCGCAUGGCUAUCCUUUGGAGCACCCGUUUAACAAAGAUGGUUACAGAUACAUCCUGGCAGAACCCGACCCUCAUGCUCCUGACCCAGAAAAGCUGGAGCUGGACUGCUGGGCUGGGAAGCCCAUCCCUGGGGACCUGUACAGAGCCUGCCUCUAUGAAAGGGUCCUGCUUGCUCUGCAUGACCGUGCUCCUCAGUUAAAGAUCUCGGAUGACCGGCUGACUGUGCUGGGAGAGAAGGGAUACUCCAUGGUGAGGGCAUCUCACGGCGUGCGGAAGGGAGCCUGGUACUUUGAGAUCUUUGUCGAUGAAAUGCCCCCAGAGACAGCUGCCAGGCUGGGCUGGUCUCAGGCCCUAGGGAAUCUCCAGGCUCCGCUCGGUUAUGACAAGUUCAGCUACUCAUGGCGAAGCAAGAAGGGCACUAAGUUCCACCAGUCCAUUGGAAAACACUACUCUGAGUCCUACGGACAGGGCGAUACCUUGGGCUUCUAUAUUAACCUCCCAGAUCUUACAGAGACUGCACAGGCUUUGCCCGACACCUACAAAGACAAGGCACUGAUCAAAUUUAAAAGUUACUUGUAUUUUGAAGAGAAGGAUUUUGUGGACAAAGCUGAGAAGAGCUUAAAACAGACUCCUAGUAGCGAGAUUGUGUUCUACAAAAAUGGUGUAAACAAAGGCGUGGCCUAUAAAGAUCUGUUUGAAGGAGUGUAUUAUCCUGCCAUAUCCCUGUACAGAGGCUGCACGGUGUCCAUAAAUUUUGGACCACAUUUCAAGUACCCACCGAAAGACGUGUCUUUCCUUCCUAUGAGCGACAUGGCGUGGGAAGCAGUGGUGGAACACACUCUCGCUGAUGCGCUUUACCAUGUCGAGACUGAAGUCGAUGGAAGGAGAAGUCCUCCCUGGGAGCCUUAACGGAGCCCGACCCUUUAGUUUUAGUU
This is a messenger RNA of Xenopus laevis (African clawed frog), 1869 nucleotides long. RefSeq names its product ASH2 like, histone lysine methyltransferase complex subunit L homeolog (gene ash2l.L). The transcript has 16 exons. The record is from RefSeq and is a predicted model, not a curated record. NCBI's taxonomy places the organism in Eukaryota, Metazoa, Chordata, Amphibia, Anura, Pipidae. Gene Ontology annotation, cellular component: nucleus; MLL1 complex; Set1C/COMPASS complex. The coding region runs from base 65 to 1843 and encodes 592 amino acids. Gene Ontology annotation, biological process: regulation of gene expression. Gene Ontology annotation, molecular function: transcription cis-regulatory region binding.